Messenger RNA from Clupea harengus (Atlantic herring), 3538 nucleotides. It is a transcript of the gene angptl2b, whose product is annotated as angiopoietin like 2b. The record is from RefSeq and is a predicted model, not a curated record. Gene Ontology annotation, biological process: blood coagulation. Lineage: Eukaryota; Metazoa; Chordata; Actinopteri; Clupeiformes; Clupeidae.
ACGAGUGCAGGGGAGAGAGGGGAGGAGGAGUAAAACAGGCAGACGGCUGGUUCUGUGAGGCAGAGGUGAUGGACCCAGCAAGCAGAGAGUAACACACACACACACACACACACACACACAAACAAACACACACUUACAAGACAACACAACACAACACAACACUGUCUCUAACCUUUGACCGGACAGCAGACACACGCACACACACACAUACACACACACAGUGACCUCUAUCUGUCCCAUACACACCUCUGCAGAAGUUUCACACACUUUUCUCUGCUGCUGCUUGUGACUGUCGUGGGGACUCUGACUCUGAGAGAAGACAAGAGAAGAGAAGAGAAGAGAAGACAAGAGAAGACAAGAGAAGAGAAGAGAGGAGUCCAACACCAGAGGAGAGGCUGAAGCUGAAGCUGGACUGACUGUCUGUGGGUUUCCUCCUGCUUCUCUGCCAGACUGACUGGUGUGUGUGUGUGUGUGUGUGUGUGAGUGUGACUGACUGGUGUGAGUGUGUGUGCACGCGUGUGUGGUUGAGUGUUUUGUUGCUCUGGACUAUCUACCCUGCUGGAGAGGAGUGGAGUGGAGACACAGAGCUGGACACCCCUGAGGAUUAAACCCCCUGAGAGAGAGAGAGAGAGAGAGGAGAGAGAGAGGGAGAGAGGAGGGUGAGAGGGGGACACUGCUGAGUUGCUCCCCAGGCUGUGAUGGCUUUCUGUGGAGUGUGAGGGAUCUGGCCCCAGGAGCCACCGGAGAAAGAGAGACAGAGAGCCGCUUUAUCAGCAGGUCUGGAAAGGUGUUCAUGAGAGUGUGUGUGAGUGUGAUCAUGGGUUUCCCCACUCUGGUGCUGUUACUUCUGCUGCUGCUGUGUGGCCAGCCAGGUCAGGGGUCGGAGGUCAACCAGGGAGCGCAGGAGUUCGACAGCAGCGAAGGUGUGGGGGCGGAGUUCCUGGAGGCUGGUCGCACCCGCCGCGCCGCUGCGCCCGACGUCUCGUCCUCGGAGAAGUGCUCGUACACGUUCAUCGUGCCGCAGCGGAAGGUGACGGGGGCCAUCUGCGUGAACUCGCGCGAGCCGGAGGCGGCGGCGGCGGCGGUCGGGGCCCGCGUGCACAAGCAGGAGCUGGAGGUGCUCAACUCGGAGCUGCACAAGCAGAAGAGGCAGAUCGAGACGCUGCAGCAGCUGGUGGAGGUGGACGGCGGCGUGGUCAACGAGGUCAAGCUGCUGCGCAAGGAGAGCCGCAACAUGAACUCCCGCGUCACGCAGCUCUACAUGCAGCUGCUGCACGAGAUCAUCCGCAAGCGCGACAACGCGCUCGAGCUCUCGCAGCUGGAGAACAAAAUCCUCAACCAGACGUCCGAGAUGCUGCAGCUCACCACCCGCUUCAGGGAGCUGGAGCACAAGUACCGCCACCUGGCCGCGCUGGCCAACAACCAGUCUGCCCUCAUCGCUCGGCUGGAGGAGCAGUGCCAGCCUCACCAGCGCACCCACGUGCCCUCGCGCCCGCUGCCACAACCGCGAGCGCAGCCGCAGCCCCAGCCCCAGCCGCGACCGCAGCCACAGCCCCAGCCCCAGCCCCAUCCACAGCCCCAUCCGCAGCCCCAUCCGCAGCCCCCCCCCUCGACCCCGCUCAACAAGCCCUACAAGCCCCCCACCUACACGCGCAACGGCCAAAUCACCAACGAGAUCCAGAGCGACCAGAACUCCAAGGUCACGCCGGCGCUACCCACAAUGCCGAGCGGCACGCACAGCCCUUCCACCACCAACAAGCCAUCAGGUCCCUUUAAGGACUGCCUGCACGCGCUGGACGACGGCCACAGCACUAGUGGGAUGUACCUGGUGAAGCCGGAGGGCUCCAACCGCCUGAUGCAGGUGUGGUGUGACCAGGGACAGGACCCCGGGGGCUGGACCGUCAUCCAGAGGAGGGUGGACGGGUCGGUCAACUUUUUCAGGAACUGGGAGACGUACAAGCAAGGCUUUGGCAACAUUGACGGCGAGUACUGGCUGGGGCUGGAGAACAUCCACUGGCUGACGAGCCAGGGCAACUACAAGCUGCUGGUGACGCUGGAGGACUGGGCGGGCAGGAAGGUGUUCGCCGAGUACGCCAGCUUCCGCCUGGAGCCCGAGGCAGACUUCUACCGCCUCCGCGUGGGCCGUUACCACGGCAACGCCGGCGACUCGCUCACCUGGCACAACGGCAAGCAGUUCACCACGCUGGACCGAGACCACGACGUCUACACAGGUAACUGUGCCCAUUACCAGAAGGGUGGCUGGUGGUAUAACUCCUGCGCCCACUCCAACCUGAACGGCGUGUGGUACCGCGGAGGCCACUACCGCAGCCGGUACCAAGAUGGCGUCUACUGGGCCGAGUUCCGUGGCGGGGCGUACUCCCUGAAGAGAGUGGUGAUGAUGAUCAGACCCAACGCCAACACCUUCCACUAGGGACGGUGGCCUUCAUCAAACAUGAUGCCUUUUUUGCUUAACCUGAAGCUUCUGUAGCGUCUCCUGCUAAUCAAUCAGUCCUGACAACAUCUGGCUCUGGGGCGAGGACAGGCAGCAGUAGCACCAGAGAGAGAAAGAGAGAAAGAGAGAAAGAGAGAGAGAGAGAGAGAGAGAGACUGCACACAGCUCUCACUGCUGUCCUGAGCUCGGUCUUAUUCUGCCCGUCACCCUCCCUCCCUCCAGCGCCAUCAGCUGGAGCGGCAGUCUGCUGCCUUUGGAUCCAACGCCACGGCUUCAUCCGAAUGGAAACAAACAAGGAACUUCCUCCUCCAACGCUUCUCUUUUCUCCAGCAAUAAUCAGCACGUGGAUAGCAUAUGUUACAUUCACUAGCUUUAGCAUUAAUCGUCAUAACAAUACUCAAGGCACAGGGGACUAUUUUUCCGAAAACAUUAGGAGGAGUAGUUAGUAGCAGUGUUGGAUAAGUAAGGUGCCAUAUAGUCCUAGACAUUGAAAUGCUUCCUAAGACUGCGUAUGGUAACAUAGACUCAGGAAAUUAUAUCCGGUGAAACGUACUAGCCUAGCUUAGCUUCUAAUCUGUACUCAUAUCUGUUUUUUCUUACCGCAGAAAACUAACUCAUUAUUUAUUUCAGGGAUCACAAACAAACAGUGCAUUUCUUAAAAGGUGACCUUAUUCUUAAGAAUACACCUGCACAUACGCCUGAAAUAAUCCUGAAAUAUCAUUGCAUAUUAUUAUCUGCCUUCCAUGACAAGAUUCUGACCUUUGUCAUGAAACACACAGGAAUACAAACUGAUUUGAAAAGGACUGUUCCUGUUUUGCACAUGGGAUUCACUGUUUAAAAGAAGGCAAUAUCUGAUGUAAGGUGGGGGUUCCUCUACAGCGAUGGACUCUAGGACUGUACCUAUUGUCCCGGUAACCAUAGGAACCUCUAUGACUGUACCUAUUGUAUAAUGGCCAGUGUUGGCAUCACAUGGAGGUCCAUGUGUUUUUAUCUGUACAUAGAAAAGUGAUAUUGUUGAAGAUCUUUGUAAAAUACUGUAACAAUCACAUCUUGUAAUAGAAGGAGGCAAUAAAAAUGUACAGCCUU